Centruroides sculpturatus (bark scorpion) is the source of this 823-nucleotide messenger RNA. RefSeq lists its product as uncharacterized. Bases 119 to 727 code for a protein of 202 amino acids. The record is from RefSeq and is a predicted model, not a curated record. Lineage: Eukaryota; Metazoa; Arthropoda; Arachnida; Scorpiones; Buthidae. The transcript has a single exon.
CUUUGCCAGCUUGAGUAGCUAGUGUACAUGUAAACAGAAACAUCAUACAAAAUAAAACGAGAGAAUAGAGAGAAGCCAUAUUGAUUACAUCUUGCCUAAGGCCAAGAAAAUAAACUACAUGCUGCUAAAAUGUGCUAGGUGCACCUGGGGAUUAAAUCAUAAAACUUGUAAAACUCUAUACAACGGGGCAAUACAACCAAUGCUACUUUAUGCGGCCUCCAACUGGGGUCAUGUAACUAGUAAAAAUUCAGUAGCAAGUAACUUACUCUCUCUUCAAAAACAGUUUGCCCUCAGAAUUUCAAGGUUCUGCAGAACUGUUUCUACUAAUGCCUCUCUGAUACUAGCAGAGCUCCUUCCUUUGUCACUAUGUAUUGUAGAAAAGAUUCUAAACUACUACAUCAGAACUACAAGCAUCAAGGCUCAACAAUGGUCUCUACUCCUCUCUAUGACUGUUCAUAUGACAGCUCAAAUUCUAAUUUCACAUUGCAAUUACCCUACUAUCUCUGAUCAUCACCCUGUAAACAAUGUUAUCCCCAGGGAACAUUUGGUAUCAUCUGCUUCCUCCAUGGAUAACCAUGCAGACAUUAAUAUCUACACAGAUGGGUCCAAAAGUCCCUUCAUGUCGGUUCAAGUAUCUGUAUCUUCCUCCAAACUGACAUGUUUUGCUCAAAAUAUGUUAGAAGGUACAGAUACUCCCACAUAUCAAGCUGAAGAAGACACUGUCUAACAGGCUGUUUGUGGGCCACUUAACUACCAAACAAAGCUCUGUCUAUCAACAUUUACAGUGAUUCUCAGUCUGUCCUAAAAGCUCUAUUAAAUCGCA